This is a messenger RNA of Didymodactylos carnosus, 2045 nucleotides long. The record is from the annotation of a GenBank genome assembly. Lineage: Eukaryota; Metazoa; Rotifera; Eurotatoria; Philodinida; Philodinidae.
GUUACGAGUUUUAGGUUCUGAAAACGGUCCGUUUAGGAACUAAAAACGGUCCGUUUACGGCACGUUAACUUACCGUUAACGACCAGUUAACGGGCCGUUAACGGUGCCGUUUUCUUGGACCUGGGUGGUUUUAACUCUGCGGCGAAACCGACCUUUGCAUUAACGCUAUUUAAAAAUAACAUUUAUCUAAGACUUCUUUCUUGCCUGUUUCAGACGAAUGUUCCGUAGAUCUUGAAGCUGGGCUGAUGUAUGUUAAGGAUGAUAUUCGUUCUUGUACAAUGCAACGUUCGAAAGAAGAAGAGAAACUUGGGAUUAUAUUGAAAUAUCAUAAACAUCAAAAAAUUCACUAUGUCGUCUUAUUCGAAGAGCAUAAAGAGACGUUAGCCUAUCGAGCCGGCAUCAAAAACUAUGACCGCGUCAUUGAGUACAAUAAAGAUAACGUUGAGUGUGACACUGAGGAAGAAUAUGCGAGCAGAUACGAUCAGAAUCGUUUGAUGCCAUUGACAUUACUAGUUUGUGAUCCUGGUACAUAUGCUUACUACAAACGACAGCGAAAAACUAUUAGUAGUGGUUUAUCAACGGUAAUAUUUAUGCCGCCAGUACUUGUUUCAAAUUCUGUUGAUGCUCAUCGAACAUCUUGUGAUGGUUGCGGAGCUGUGCGAUUUACCACCGAUCGUUACAAAUGUUUGCAGUGCACAAAUUAUGAUUUAUGCGCAAGAUGCUUUGAGAGACGACGAGAAACAAAAAAUCAUCUGAGUGGCCAUCCCGUUGUUCAAUUUCGAACUCCAAAUGAAGUAUUAGGGAGAGAAUUAAGGAAUAAUGAUCUAACAUUGACGAAUUUGAAAGUUUUAUUUCAACUGGAAAAACACGAGAAUAUUUCCUGUGAUGGUUGUCUUCUUGAUCCAAUCGUGGGACUUCGUUUCAAAUGCGACACAUGUCCAAACUAUGAUUUAUGUCAUCAAUGCAUGACAAAUUCAGCCACAACAAACAGCCAUAAAUCAGAUCAUCCACUUGUUGUGGUCCCAAAGCAUCGUAUACCCGUCAUCCCGCGUGACGAUAUUGAACUUGGGGAUGCAUUAGGAAAAGGAGCGUUUGGUACUGUCUACAAAGCGACCUGGUUAUCUAAAAAUCGUGUGGUUGCCUGUAAAGUGAUCACCGCACCUGCUAAUCUCUCAGAAGGUUUAUUCAAGAGUUUUCUGAAAGAACUAGCAGCGUAUACUGAACUGUCCGGAGCGUAUAUUCUUAAAACAUAUGGUUACACUCAAACAGAGUUGGCAGAUGGAGUAAACGAAUAUCGACUUAUUAUGGAGUUCAUGGAAAAAGGUAGUUUACAGUCGUUGAUUGAGAAACCUGACUAUGGAAUAUCGCUUCGUCGAAAACUAGAUAUGGCCUGUAAUAUUGCUAGUGGAAUGAGAAAAAUUCAUGAACACAAUAUGAUACAUCGUGACAUACGACCAGAUAAUAUUCUAGUUAACAAUAAUUUCAUAGCUAAAAUUGGUGAUAUGGGAAUUGCGAGAACAGUGGAUGAAAAUAAUCGACAUACACAAAUUGGCUGUCAGGUAUUUAUGCCAUUAGAAUUCUAUAAGGUUGAUCAAAAUAAAGCUGUUUAUGAUCAAAAAUUAGAUAUAUACACGUUUGGACUGACGUUAAAUGCGUUAUUCACAGAUACAAAACAUGGUUUUCACCCUCUCACCAGACAAAAACUUGUGAUCAAACAAAGUCCAGUCUUCUGGGAUCUCAUAAGUCGCUGUACCGAUGACUAUCCUGAGCAACGACCAACAGCGCUUGAGAUGGAAAAAACAUUAGAACUGUACAAUGUCGCUUUCCAACAACUAGUACUUCAAAAGGAACUGACCUAUAUUGACUUGUCAUCUGAGGACAAAAAUAAAAGAUUCAUGGAAUUUUAUGAAGUUUUCCAUCCGAAAGCCAGUGAGUAUCUUGAAAAGAAAUUUCCCAGAGUUGUUUGGGAAAAUAACGCUACCAAUAAAUUUACGUUGGUUAAUACCAAUCCUGAUGAAAAAUCCAACAUUUGUUUUGUACAAUAA